Molecule: messenger RNA, 782 nt
Organism: Tympanuchus pallidicinctus (lesser prairie-chicken)
Lineage: Eukaryota; Metazoa; Chordata; Aves; Galliformes; Phasianidae
Gene: LRRC51
Product: leucine rich repeat containing 51
Exons: 6
Coding region: 15-662 (215 amino acids)
Molecular function (GO): protein binding
Source: RefSeq, a predicted model, not a curated record
GGGAAUAUUAGGGUAUGUGUGGGGUUAUGGGGGCGCGUGUGGGGCUGGAGGCUGUGUUAGGGCCAAGGGACACGUGUGAGGACAAACUGGGGACAUCGGGACCCCUAUCCAACGGGGCCGGCCCCUGCCCCACAGCGAUGCCAACCCGCCUCCUGCCCCCUGAACUCGUCCCCCCCCUCGACUUCUCCUUCUUCCCACUGCAAUCCCUGCAGGACCUGAGCCCCAAGGGCAGCCCUUCUCCCACCCUGGCCCUCCGCCUGCCCUACACCGGGCUGAGCAGCCUGGAGGGGCUGCACCUCACCCUGCAGCAGCUCCUGGCCGACCCCACACAGCUCCGUUGGCUCGACCUGUCCUUCAACUGCCUGACCACCAUUGACCAGGUGCUGAGCACGCUGGGGGGGCUGCAGAGCCUCUACCUGCAUGGCAACACCAUCAGCUGCCUGAGGGAGGUGGACAAACUGGGGGCUCUGAGCCAGCUGCGCCGCCUGACGUUAUAUGGGAACCCUAUGGAGGAGGAGGGGGGCUACAGGCAUUACGUGCUGGCCAUGCUGCCCCAGCUCAGCACCCUGGAUUUCAGUGCUGUGACCCCACAGGAGCGCAGGGAGGUGGCUGUGUGGGGAGGCACCCAGAGGCGGCCCCGACCCCACCGAGCUUCAGAAUGAGAGCCACGCGUCCCACUGCUGCCCAGUGACCCAGUGGAACGGAGAGGAGGCAGGGGCGGGCUGGAUGCGUUUAUCUGUGGUGGCAGAAGGAGAAGAAUUCAACCAAAACCGAAAAGAAAA